Ogataea philodendri is the source of this 1818-nucleotide messenger RNA. RefSeq lists its product as uncharacterized. The record is from RefSeq and is a predicted model, not a curated record. Gene Ontology annotation, biological process: regulation of DNA-templated transcription; chromatin remodeling. Lineage: Eukaryota; Fungi; Ascomycota; Pichiomycetes; Pichiales; Pichiaceae. The transcript has a single exon. The coding region runs from base 1 to 1818 and encodes 605 amino acids. Gene Ontology annotation, cellular component: nucleus; chromatin.
AUGUCAUUUGAAGAAACAGGUGCUACCGUCCAGACGUCUUCUGUUUCUGACAUCCCAACCAAUGGCAAGGUAGAGCAGGUGACUCCCUCCGCACCACAGGACCCGGUGGCGUCGGUGGCGUCGACAGAGCCCCAGGUUCCCGGCAAACAUGCUUUGGAGCAAGAGACUUUAGAUAGUCCCGAUGCCAAGAAGCCCAAGUUGGACGAGCCCCAAUCUACGGAACCCGCACAGCCAUCGACUGUUGUGCAGGCCACUCCAGAAACUGGUGCUCCGGCUAUGGUGCCUGCCACGAUGGAGCCAGCCCCAAAACCUCCAGCAGAACCAGACAUGAAUAAUCUGCCUGAGCAUCCUCUACCUGCCCAUCAAAAGAAACAUGCCAUUACAUCUGUCAAGGCCGUGAGACGCUUAAAAGAUGCGUCUCCGUUCCUCAAUCCUGUUGAUAUUGUCAAGCUUAAUAUCCCAUUCUACUACAACUUCAUCAAAAGACCUAUGGAUCUUUCCACCAUAGAAAAGAAGUUGAAUGCGGAUGCUUACGAAACCCCAGAACAGGUCACUGAAGAUUUCAACCUGAUGGUGAAUAACUGUUUCACUUUCAACGGAAAGGAAUCUGCUAUUUCCCAGAUGGCUAGAAACAUACAGGCCAGUUUUGAAAAACAUAUGUUAAACAUGCCUCCUAAAGAGCUGCCUCCGGGAACUCAACCUUCUGCCACAAAAGGAACCAGAAGAAAGGCAACCGCUGGUCUCGAGGUCCCACAACUUAGACGAGACAGUGCUGUUGACAACGGCAGACCAAAAAGAGAGAUCCAUCCUCCAAAGCCUAAAGACAUGCCAUACGACAUCAGACCAAGAAAGAAGAAGUUCCAGGCCGAGUUGCGUUUCUGUCAGCAGGUAAUCAAGGAACUCUUCUCCAAGAAAUACGACUCCAUCUCGUACCCAUUUUUGGUUCCUGUUGAUCCAGUUGCUCUUGACUGUCCGACCUAUUUUGACGUUGUUAAAGAGCCGAUGGAUCUCGGAACGGUUCAAAGCAAGUUGCAAAACGGAGAGUAUGAAAACGCGGACGCAUUCGAGAGAGAUGUGAGACUUGUGUUCCAAAACUGUUACGCUUUUAAUCCAGAAGGAACAGCUGUUAAUAUUAUGGGACAUCGUUUGGAGAGUGUUUUCAACGAAAAAUGGACAAACCGUCCAUCCACACCUGUUUCACCACCCAAUCUUUCUGACUUUGAUUCCGAUUUCGAGGACGAUGACGAUUUCAAUGUUGAUGUCGACUCGAUUACCGACCCAACCAUUGAUUUCUUGGUGGCCAACAUUGAGCGUAUGACUCAAGAUCUCAAAAAGAUGAGACAAGAGAAGUACGAGCAAAUGAAAAAAGAAUGGCUCAAAAAGCGGAAGACAAAGAAGGGAGGAAAGAAAGGAGGAAAGAAGCGGAAAGAAUCUAUAUCACAGCCUAACGGUAUCUAUCCUACGCACGUCACUUAUGAGAUGAAGAAGGAGAUCAGCGAGGCCAUGGCUUCUAUCAACGAAAAGAUGCUGAAGAAUGUGAUUGCUAUUAUUAAGGAAGGAAUUCCUGACCUCGCAGAUGACGAAGAGAUUGAGUUGGACAUGGACCAGCUUAACAACGAGACUCUUCUGAAACUAUAUAACUACAUUGUGAGGGGAAAGAGCUCCAAGUCUCAGCGCAAGAAGAAGAAGGCCAAUAGUGAAGAGAAAAAGAUUGAGAGCUUGAAGAAGAAGUUGCAACAAUUCGAGGACGCUGAGGUCGACGAGAGUUCUGAGGAUGACGACGAUGAUGACGAGGACGAGAGCUCUGAGGAAGAGUGA